GCACCAUACGAAAAUGGCGAACACGAGCACUCCGAUGAACGAAGAGCUGAAAAAAUAAUUAUUAUUUUAAAUUCCGUUUUGCCAGCGAAAUUCCUCUCCUGCGUGCGUGUGCGGUGUGUGAAAAAGUGCGGAAAAGCGUGGGUAAAUCGCGGAAAUCGCCAUGCAGAGGCCAAAGUUCAGUGUCAGCAAAAUGGUAAUGGAAACCCGAAUGCAGCGACAGCAUGCCAGCAGCCAGUAUAUCAAAUAGAAUAAAAUUAAGUUUUUGCGAAUUAUGAAAAACCAAUCGCUUAUGUACGUGUGCGUGCGUGCGUGCGACGAGUGCUCCCAGUGUGUGUGUCCGUGUGUGCGCGAGUUUGUAGAUGUGUGCGAGCGAAGAAGCAGAAGGCAGAGCGAAAUGCAAAUAGCUGCCUAGCAAAAUAAAAAUAAAAGCGAACCAAAUUAAUAAGGUGAACAACAGACGAAAUAAACACACAGAAACAACUACAACUGCAAAUACAAAUAAAAACUGGCGGUAAAUACGCAUGCAGUACAAAAGCAGCAAUAACAACAACGGCAAACACAACGUAAGACGUGAAAAUCCACGAAAAAUACGAACAUAAAACUCGUUGACGUAUUUGUCUAUUAUUAUGCAAAAGAGCAACAAAUCGCAGGCAGGCGGCAAAUUGCAGCAGCAGAAAUUCAGUAUAAAUAGAAAAAAGGACGAGGAAAGACGUCUGUGAGCCGUUGAGCCAUUGUUGAGCAUCUCGCAAGGAACACAAAAUAAAGGAAAAUAAAAAUCAGCAACAGGAACUCGAAGAAGAUUUCAAAUACAUCAAAAUGGCUGCAGUACGAGGACAUCAGUACUUCAGUUUGCGCUGGAACAACUAUCAGAACACAAUGACUUCGGUGUUCCAGCAGCUACGCGAGGAUCUGUCCUUUGUGGAUGUCACCCUGUCCUGCGAACACGGAUCCCUCAAGGCGCACAAGGUUGUUUUGUCCGCCUGUUCAACGUAUUUCCAAAAACUUUUACUGGAGAACCCGUGCAAACAUCCCACAAUCAUCCUGCCCGCCGACAUUAUCUUCACCGAUCUGAAAACCAUCAUUGAUUUUGUUUAUCGCGGAGAAAUUGAUGUCACCGAAUCGGAACUACAGGGCCUCUUGCGCACCGCCGAACAAUUAAAGAUCAAGGGCCUCUGCGAAACCGCCGAGAAUGCAGAUGAUUUAAACGACGCAGCCACAGCAACGAUCACAGUAUCGGAGAACAUUCAGCAGGCGGUUGUUGGAAACAUUGUGAAUGCCACCAUAGUUCCUGGAGCAGCUUCGCCAUCCUUGGAACAGCAACAGCAGCACCAGGCACAGGACCAGCAGCAGGUUCAUGCCCAGCAACAGCAGCAACAAAUCAACGCCGCCUUGCUGACGCAACACGGAGGAGUGCCAAGUGGCAGCAGUGGUGUUCCCCUAUCCGGACAGUUGUUGAGCUCCACAGCCAGCGGCAGUAGCGGUAGCUCGGGUUCCGGUGGACAGCAGACUUCACUGACGCCAUCCGGCCUGCAGGCGACGCCACGCAAGUCCCGGCUAAAGCGCUCCAAGUCACCGGAUUUGCCAACAGGAUCUGGAAGCUCUGGUGGCUCAAGUAGUUCACAGUCACAGCACCAGCAGCAACCGCAGCCGGCACACCACCAUCCCCACCAGACCAUUCUCAUCCAGGGUCAGAAUCCCACCUCAAUUGUUAGCCUGCAGCAGACGGCCGACGGCAACUAUAUACCGGUGGGCGCAGGAACUGGCGACGAAUCGGACACCGAGAACGAUCACGAGCACGAACACGAGCAUAUCCACGGGCACGGACACGGACACGGACACCCACACGGACACGGCCACAGUCACAGUCACAGUCACGACCACGAUCACGAGCUCGAGAAUAAACCGAAUAAGAUCUGCAAGACGGAACAGUCGGUGGCAUCGCCGGCAUCCAAUUCAUCGAGCGCCAACUCAAACAAUGCAGCGGGCGUGAGCGGCGGCGUGUCCACCACCGGCAACCAAGCCAUCGUCACACAAAUUGUAGUAGCGCGCGACGGAAAAGAUACAAAAAAUAUGACUAGUUUAGGCAUGGGCAUGAACGGCGGCCUGUUGGGCGUGCCCAUGGGAUUCCUGGACUUUACACCCGAGCCACCAGCACCAUCCGCCACCCCAGUCACCGUUACGGAGCACGUCGAUCUGUCCUGCAACCCCAGCACGGACACGCGCGAUCUAUCAAAUCCCACCGAACCGCUCGACAUUGACAAUCAUUUGGCCCAGCAAAUACAUCGGCUCGAUCAGUCCCCCAUGCACUCGAUAUCCCAUCACCAUACCGGCGACGAGAGCAACUCGAAUCUGGUGCAGCACAUCAAGAGCGAGGUGAUCGAGGCCAAGCACCUGGCAGCUGCUGCCCAGCAGCAUGCUCUCAACCAGGCCCAGCAGCAGCAGCAGCAUGCCCAUCACCAAGCCCAGCAGCAGCACCAGCAACAGCACCAGCAACAGCAGCACCAGCAGCAGCAACAGCAGCAGCAACAACAGCAGCAACAGCAACAGCAGCAUCUUCAUGCCCAGCAGUUGCAGGCCCAGUUGCAGCAGCAACAGCAGCAGCAACACCACCAGCAACAGCAGGCGGCGGCAGCAGCGGCCGCAGCUGCUGCAGGUGUGCAUGGCCAACAUGGGGGACACGUGACGCACGCCGAUAUUGGUGGAGCCACAGUCAUGGAGAUCGAUCCGAGCCAAAUUAAACACGAGCCGGGCAUGAUAAUAACGCCAGAGAUUGUCAAUAUGAUGUCCUCAGGACAUAUGGACAUGUACAAUUCGGACACGAGCGAGGAUUCAAUGAUGAUCGCCAACGGCUCGCCACACGAUCAGAAGGAGCCGCACUAUACGAAUUUGGAUCAGCAGCACGGUCUGGGCGGCGGCAGCGUUUGUGGCCCGGGGCCAGGUGGUGCUGGUGGUGGUGGGGGCAUGAGUGGUGGGGCUGGCUCUGGCUCUGGCGAGAAAGGUCAGUUUAAUGGUCCCAAAGCUUGGACACAAGAUGAUAUGAAUUCAGCUUUAGAUGCAUUAAAGAACCAAAACAUGAGCCUGACGAAAGCGUCCGCCAUUUAUGGCAUCCCAUCGACCACCCUGUGGCAACGUGCUCAUCGUUUGGGCAUCGAAACGCCCAAGAAGGAGGGCGGCACCAAGUCGUGGAACGAGGAUGCUCUGCAGAAUGCCUUGGAGGCGUUACGUUCGGGUCAGAUAUCCGCGAACAAAGCGUCCAAGGCCUUUGGCAUACCCUCGUCGACGCUCUACAAGAUUGCCCGACGGGAAGGCAUCCGCCUUGCGGCACCGUUCAAUGCCGCCCCAACCACGUGGACGCCCGAGGAUCUGGAGCGUGCCUUGGAGGCGAUACGGGCGGGUAAUACAUCGGUGCAGAAGGCAAGCGCCGAGUUUGGCAUACCAACAGGAACACUUUAUGGACGCUGCAAAAGGGAGGGCAUUGAGCUAUCGCGUUCGAAUCCAACACCCUGGUCCGAGGAUGCCAUGAACGAGGCCCUCAACUCUGUGCGUGUCGGCCAAAUGUCCAUCAACCAGGCGGCCAUUCACUACAACCUGCCCUACAGCUCGCUCUACGGCCGCUUCAAGCGUGGCAAAUACGAUGUGGUGGCCAAUACGAGUGGCGUGGCGCUGCUCAACACCUCGGGCAAUACCACCGGCAGCAUUGAGAUUAUCGAGCACAGUCAGGAGAACUCGUUGCACAUGUUGCAGCAACAGUUCCCGUAUAGUCCGUCGCCGCAUCCGCCAACGCCGCAGCAUCACAGCACGCCGCAGCAUCAUAGCUCGGCGCAGGGGCCGCCCACGCCGCAGCACAUGCAGCAGCAACAGCACGUGGUGCAUAUGCAACAGCAGUCGCCCCAUCCGGGUCACCAUCCGCAGCACAUGCAGCAGGAUGUGGUUACAUCGAGCAGCCAGGUGGUGCACAGCCAACAGCAGCAGCAGCAGCUUCAGCAGAUCUAUCAGCACCACGGGACACCUGAGCGUAGUUGAGAAUCACUGCAUGCUGCGGCUUUAAUGGGCAGCACCGGUGGAGGAGGGGGCGGAGGAGCAGGAGGAGCCAGCACUAGUGGCAGCGCGGCGGCCAGCAGCUCGCCUUUUGCCAGCAUAUCGGCGCUGGUCAGUGGACAGAGCAGUAGUGUCCCACCGCCACCACCACCGUCGGCGUCCGUUGCGGCGGCAACAGCAACUGGCACCAGCAAGCGCAAGAAAGCCACCAAGCAAAAGCGUUGAGAGCAGGAUCAACUGCAGCCGGAGGAGGAGGAGGAGCAGGAAGAGCCAGAAACCAUUGCCGGAGUGGCCAGGCCCGAGGACAUCAAGUUUAGAUUUAAUUGCAGGCACUGGAAGCGCAAGCUAAGGCAGUUUCAUUUGUUAUUGUCCAAAAACCAGAGGCAGCAGCAGUAGAGUAGUCAGUCAGUUGGAAAGAUGACCCACAAACACAAGAGACACACACACCUCCCGAGGAUCUAACCAAUCACAAAAAGAAACACCUUUGAACUGCAUAUAUGAACAUUAAUUACACAAUCGAGAUGUGUAUAAAAUGUAUAUAUUUAAUGAGAAUAUGCUUUAUCUAAAUUAAUACGGAACAUAGUAAAAUAGUAGUAGUAGUAGUAAAAUAGGUAUUAGGUUCGCAAAGUCCUUUUGUUCUAGCCAGUAAGACGAAAAGGAGAGGAGAGCAGAGAAAGGUAUAGAUAUAUAGAGCGUAAGAGGAAAAUGAAUUUUUGCUUUUUGCCUAAACUCGAAAAAAGAAAUAUGAAUAUUCGUGUUGGGCUAUGCAGUUUUAAGAGCACUUUGUUAUCAAUGGACAUGUAUACAUAUAUAUGGACACGUCUAUAUAUCUGGGACUCUCGUGAUUAUUUAAUAACCCUUUGAGCUACGUUUUGUUAUAAUUUACUUCUUAGUGUGAGACUGAAAGUGCGCCUAAAACUGUCUACAAAAAUCAAGCCCAAAACCAUACAACACACAACCCAUGAACCCAACAUGAAGAAUCAAAUGCUUUAUAUCCAUUACAUUACUUGAAACGGAAGAAAGGAGUAAAAGGAUAAUAUACCUUAAAGUAGAAUUAGUCCAACCAAAUUAUCAAGGUUCUAGCUUAAACUCAUUAGCUCUAAACCGCAAAGAAAGUUAUUUGAAUUUAAAACCAGAAGGGCGCUCUGAAGCCAAGCAAACAUACUUGAUUUUAUUUGAUUUUAACACUGAAUUCAUGAUAUAAAUAAUUAUAGAACUUGAAGGAAACAUGAAAUAAAGAAAUUGUAUCUUUUAUAGAAAUCAGGAACAAACACUAGCAGAAGCUAGAAACUUCAAAUGUUAAUAUUAAGCUCCAAAAUGUCUUUUUCAAAAUUACAUAAAGCAAGUGUAAGAGAAAUCAAUAAAAGCAACCGUAUAUAGAUGGAUACACACAAGAAAUUCUGUAUGAAGUAAAAGUAAUACGAAAAACCCUUUUUUCUUUAUAUAGAAACCACUUAAAACAAUUGCAUAUAAAUCAAAGAUCGUCAAUGGAAGAGGAGAAAUUACAUUCAAAAUUUUUAGAGACUAGAAGGAAAUAAUGUAUAAUAGCUUCCACUAGAGCGUAUUCUACACGUAUUUAGAAAUCCAAAAGAAAACACAAAAAAGGAAAAAAAAAAAAACAACGGAAAACACACACAUAAACCCAUCUGAAGUUACUUCAACUAUUUUUGGUUUCAUCUCAACUACAGAAGUGUCCAGAGAAAGAAAGAUUUUAGAAAUUUGUAAAUACAUUUAAAUUAGACUAGUUUCCUUAGGUUCUUUUAGUUGAGCUAAGCGAUGAAGGGAAUAGGUAUACCUAUAUAUAUAUCUGAAAUUUACGAGAAUCGAAAUGUUGCAAAUUAAUUUAUUUUAGCGUUAUAGACCCGUAGAACUGAAUGCAAUAUGCUUACCUUAAACUCAACAUUUAAUUUAAUUCUAUUCCUAUUAUCUUUAGUUGGAUUUACUAUAACGUUUUUAUAUAGCUAAACCUGUAUAUCAUUGUAAAUUAAUUAAAGCAUACGAAGUAGCAUCUACAAGAGUUAUAUUAAACCAACAAUAUAAAAACAAGAGCAAACAGCAAAUAUCAUUAUAACCUUGUUAAAAUUGUCGCAAGAGCAAUUAAAAAAAACCAGCUAAGAAACUUGAAGGAGAAGAAAUGAAGGCAAAUCACAGAAGAUUUAAAUAAUAAUAAUAACGAAAAACGAUAAAUUUAAAAUUUUAAGCUAAACUAAAUGUGUAAGAGUAAACUUUAACCACACAAUAUUAUAGCACAUUUUGGAUUAUCAAAUAUGCAUACACAAGAAAUAUCUACUAUAAACCGUACAUGUAAAGGUAAACCCAAAAGAAAAAAAGGAGAAAAAAAAAAAACGGAAAGAAACAAUCUAUGUAACAGCCGAAAUUAGCGAAAACAACCCAUGUAAUAAAUAAACGACAUUUAAUGUAAUAUUGGUAUAACGUAAUUUUUAAAGUGAGGUACUAUAAAUAAAAAUUAUUAAAUAAUAUAAA
Drosophila kikkawai is the source of this 6522-nucleotide messenger RNA. RefSeq names its product pipsqueak (gene psq). Gene Ontology annotation, molecular function: protein binding; DNA binding. The record is from RefSeq and is a predicted model, not a curated record. Gene Ontology annotation, biological process: regulation of transcription by RNA polymerase II. Lineage: Eukaryota; Metazoa; Arthropoda; Insecta; Diptera; Drosophilidae. Gene Ontology annotation, cellular component: nucleus.